AACUGUAAGCGUCCAGGACACUAUGCUAGAGACUGUCCAAAUGUAGCUGUCUGCAACAAUUGUGCACUCUCAGGGCACAUCCCAGCAGAGUGCACUGCAAAGACCCUGUGCUGGAAUUGCAAGGACCAUGGACGUGUUGCCAGUGAGUGCAAAAAUGAAGUUGUCUGCCACAUGUGUAACAAAACAGGCCACCUGGCUCGUGCUUGCCCCGGCUCCGGACUAGCCCACUUUGACACCAGGCUAUGCAACAACAGCUAUAAGCCAGGUCAUAUUGCCGCAGACUGUACCAAUGACAAGGCUUGCAACAACUGUCGCAAGACUGGUCACUUGGCUCGUGAAUGCCCUAAUGAACCAGUCUGCAAUCUCUGCAAUGUUUCAGGCCAUGUGGCACACAACUGUUCCAAGGCAAGCCUGGCAUUGGAGAUUCAAAACGGGCGUUUUGGUGGCAUGUGUGGCCAGCCAAGUUACAUCACCUGUGGCUGUGUUGGUACUGUUAUCUGUAGCAACUGCGGUGGGCGUGGCCAUCUAUCUUACAAGUGCCCCUCAGGCAGGAUUUUUGGUCGUGUUCUCCGAAGAUACUGAUGGUAAACUUGGUUUCAACAUUGGAUAUCUUACACGGCAGGUGAGUUUGGGCUAUUGUGACUAUGCUAGUCGGCUUCUUCCCAAAUUGUGGGUUCACUUUGUAAUGGAAGUGUUUACUCUGGUGGGCACUUAUAGAGGCCAGAAUUGAAGAUUGAAACCUAUUUUCUGACUUCCGCUGAUAUACAUUCUUCUGCGACAUUUGUAUGUAUUUCUUCUCUUGCUCCUGCAGUCUGCAUGGUGUUCCUUCCUGUGAAGCUAGAAACCAGUGAAUGAGAGAUAAAUGAUUGCUGCAUCUCAUUGUUGACAGUUGACACACCACCAAAUGGUGAGGAUGAGUGCUAAAUUGUUGGUGCAUUGGAUUGUUAAUAUACCAAAUUGUUGGUGCGAAAUUGGUGCUGCAUCACAUUGUUAAUGCACCAUCAAGUGGUGAAGUUUCUGUGGAUUCUCUUUAUCCAUUCCAAAGCCUGGAUAAGAGCUUGCUGCUGUA
Messenger RNA from Elaeis guineensis (African oil palm), 1069 nucleotides. RefSeq lists its product as uncharacterized. Gene Ontology annotation, molecular function: nucleic acid binding; zinc ion binding. The record is from RefSeq and is a predicted model, not a curated record. NCBI's taxonomy places the organism in Eukaryota, Viridiplantae, Streptophyta, Magnoliopsida, Arecales, Arecaceae.